AUGAGGCUGUGUCUGCUGUUUGUGGUCACUCUGGUGUCCCUGGCCCCGGCAGUUCGCGGGAGCGACAAAAAGAAACUCCAAAUUGGCAUCAAGAAAAGAGUUGACAACUGCUCCAUCAAGUCCCGUAAAGGGGAUGUGCUGAACAUGCACUACACCGUGAGUAAAGAUGGAGAUGCUUCUCCAUUUGGACACUGAAUGAAAAACAUGUCCUAAAGCAGUAUAUAUUUCAAUUUUAGGCCAAGAUGUACUGUUAAGGAGUAUAGGCUAGCCUUACUAGCCUACUCCUUUGACGUCUAACACCCCAUUAUAUGUGGGGCUGGCUCUGGCAGCCAAAACAGCCAAAUACUUAAUUUAAACGUGAAUCGAUUAUCAAUUGCGUUACGGUUAGAGAAACAUAAAGCCCUCUACUUUCAUAUCACAUCACAUCAAAGUAAUUGUACAAAUGCAAAAUAUACACUUACUGUGUGCAGUGGCGGUCAGUGCCGUUUAAGAUGAGGGAGGACACUUCUUUUUUUUCAUGAGCAUGGCCUUAAUUCUAUUACAGCAUACUGGAUGACUGUCAUUCAUAUUCAAUUCACCCAGUUCAAUUUAACAGCGUUAGGUUUAGGCUACAACAUGAUACUCUAAUUUACCCAAUACUCAUCAUGAAGUUGCUACAACCUAGCCUAUGAAUGCAAGUUUACAACGUAGGUGCACACAGGUCGAGAGAAACAUUCGAGGUGACAGGCAAACACAUGGACAGACAGUGACACAUUCAAUACCGCCUUGCACACUCUUGCCUGCAUCUAGCUGAUAUACGGUGUAAUCAUUAGUCCAACAGUUGCAAACAAGAGUUUCUAUUGGACAAAUUCAGGUACGUUUAUCCCCGUUUUGUUACAUUUAUGAAUUGGCGGAAUGAAUACAGCCCUGAUCGCGCAGUUCACUUUCAUAAAAGCCACGUUGUAUUCCUUCUCGCUGUCCUCCUCUCACCUUUUACCUUUGCUUGUGGACUUCAAUGCACAAUACAUCAGACGUAUAUGACCAGAAGAAAAACCUUUCCAAGGCAAACCAUAUCAUAACCGAUACACACAGCAUACAUUGUUGUCAACAUAUUAGCUAAAGUAACGUCAUAGUCAACAUAGCUAAUAGAACUAAGGCGUUAGUAAACCCGCUACAAUCAUGCAGUAACGUUAGUGUACAGUCAGGAAGCAGUUUAGCACUUACACCGGCGGGCCCCGGUGGCAAUAAAUUAGUAAAACCAAAAGCUUACCUUGACUUGGAAGAGUUCCAGUGUUGUGCUGGAUAGUCAUAGCCAGCUAGCUAACAUAGCAUCCCUCUGUUUGAGCAGGGUUGAGUAGGAUAAGCUAGCUAGCUGCCUUUGCUAGCUAAGUAAGUGAAACUGAAAGUAAAAGAAAAUGACUUGCUCAAGGGCACAACGACAGAUUUUUACCUAACAGACUUGAGGAUUUUAACCAGUGACCUUUUUGUUACUGGCCCAACGCUCUUAACCACUAGGCUACCUGUUCAACUAUUGUCUUUCUCUCUUUUGGAGUCAACUACUCACCUCAUUUUAUGCACUGAAGUGCUAGCUAGCUGUAGCUUAUGCUUUCAGUACUAGAUUAAUUCUCUGAUCCUUUGAUUGGGUGGACAACAUGUGUGUUUAGUCAAUAUCUGUGGUUGUCUGCAGGGAAAGCUUGAGGAUGGAACAGAGUUUGACAGCAGCAUUCCAAGGAACCAGCCAUUCACCUUUACUCUGGGAACCGGACAAGUCAUCAAAGGCUGGGACCAGGGCCUGCUCGGGUUGGUGCCUGUUCUUUACUUGUUCCCCUAUUGACUACUAGUGUCCUCAUGCACUGGAUGACUUGUGAGGACUUCCAUUUGCAGACAGUGUAAAAACUAUAGAGUGGUGUUCUUUUGGAUAUAAGGUGUAAAAACACAUAGAUUUCUGACCUCUGCAUGCAAGGUUCUUAAUCCAUCAAUCCUACUUUCUCUCUUUAGAAUGUGUGAGGGAGAGAAGAGGAAACUGGUCAUCCCCUCAGAGCUUGGUGAGUUUGUCCACUGA
Coregonus sp. 'balchen' is the source of this 2041-nucleotide messenger RNA. Lineage: Eukaryota; Metazoa; Chordata; Actinopteri; Salmoniformes; Salmonidae. The record is from the annotation of a GenBank genome assembly.